This is a messenger RNA of Daldinia childiae, 1440 nucleotides long. RefSeq lists its product as uncharacterized. NCBI's taxonomy places the organism in Eukaryota, Fungi, Ascomycota, Sordariomycetes, Xylariales, Hypoxylaceae. Bases 1 to 1440 code for a protein of 479 amino acids. The transcript has a single exon. The record is from RefSeq and is a predicted model, not a curated record.
AUGGGCACAACGCCCCCUUCCGCUCAAGUCGUACCCUGUACCUAUGAGCAGUCGGAGCAAUCGGUUAUGCUAUCAAAAUCAAAGCCGAAGCAACGGAUAUAUAAAGAAGCCCCAGAAUUCUAUCGCCCGCAAAAGAUUAGACCAGUAUCAGCUCAUCCCAGCCUAGGCGUGGCAAGAUCAGAGCAUACUGUUGCACCAUUUCCUAGUACAAAGAGUUCCGAAUUAGGGGGCAAUCCACCAUCUUCGGUUAUACCAUCUACUGUCCCGGAUGUGGUUCCACAGAGGAGUCCUCCUACUUGGCAAGUUAACCGACCUAAUUCUCCAUCCGGGGAUGCUCAUGUUAGCCACGAUAGUAUCGAAGCCCCGGAUUCUCCACAAACUCAACCGCCUUCACCUGAAUACAACCCUCCAACGCCACAGCUCAGAUCUUCGCCACCUGUUCUACCUAUUCCUCGAAUUGCAUCACCAGUCAUUAGUCAAACACAUUUAGUAUCGCAAACGCCAUUUAUCCGUUACACUAUAACGUACCCAAACUACAAUGGAAGCGUCAAUGACUUUGUGACUGCUUGCAUGUACAUCCAACUCCAACAGCGAAGGAUACGAACGUCAUUGUAUGAUGACUUUGUUCGAGCGUGGCAUGAAGGUUAUCUGCCAUAUGUUAAGGAAUGCGACGAUGCAGAGCCACCCGUGAAGGCGUUGAAUGCCAUUGAUUGGUAUAAUCAGAUUGACGAUGAUCCAGUAUUUACAUCGCGAAUUAUCACAAAACAAAAUCUCGAUUCAACUCUUAAUUCUUAUCCAGAUGAGCUCAGCUCAGCUCGGGGACUCCUGGGCCUAUCAUCAGGACAGUCUCAAGGUCUGAGAAGCACUCCAGAUGCUACUCUUCUAGCGAAAAGUCACAUCUCCUCUCCAAAAUUUACCGUCACGGUAGACGCCAUGCUGAGCGGAGAAGGUCAAGAUAUUCCAGCAGUAGAGACGGCUAAAAUUGCAUCUAAUGAUGUCCCCUCAACGACUAUACACACAUCACCGAAGCCAAACCACAAAAAGAUUAUCCCAGUCAACCAAUCGAUGGGAGAGAUUAGGCCAAGGCCAACUAAACCUAAGGUUCUUGCGCGAUCUUUCUCCGAAACAUCUCGUUACAAGAGAAAAUCAAGCGAAGAGCUCAAUCCUUCCCCGCCUAAGAGGGUAUCAGUCAACUCCCUAGCUAGACUCGACUCUGGGAGUAAUACAGCCGCUGCGAAGCCCGAAGUCCCUGAAAAUCUAGCUCGAGGUUCUCCCACGCCUAGUUCUACAGCGGAGAGAAAGAGGAAAUACGCCAACGACCCAAAGAAGAGAAGCGAGUCGUUCAAAAAGUUCUUGAAAAGGCGGCAUAAGUGGGAAAAGGACAGUAUUGCGAGCUCGGCACCUGUGAGGAAUACUCCGACGUCUGCCCAGAAAGAAUAG